Molecule: messenger RNA, 1258 nt
Organism: Candoia aspera
Lineage: Eukaryota; Metazoa; Chordata; Lepidosauria; Squamata; Candoiidae
Gene: RIDA
Product: reactive intermediate imine deaminase A homolog
Exons: 6
Coding region: 85-507 (140 amino acids)
Cellular component (GO): cytosol; mitochondrion
Molecular function (GO): deaminase activity
Source: RefSeq, a predicted model, not a curated record
GGUAAAGUUGAAGAGCGGUGACGCGGCGGCUUUGUAGGCUCGGUGGUCGUCUGAGGAGUGGCUGAUCUCGCUGCUUCUGCCGUUAUGGCCGCGUUAGUGAAGAAGAUAAUCAGUACUGCAAAGGCUCCUGCUGCUAUAGGUCCCUACAGCCAAGCAGUGUUAGUAGAUCGGACCAUGUAUAUCGCAGGGCAGCUUGGUAUGGAUCCCUCAAAUGGACAACUCGUUCCAGGAGGAGCAAAGGAACAAGCUCACCAGGCCCUCCAAAACAUUGGGGAAAUUCUGAAAGCUGCUGGCUGUGACUACCCCAGUGUGGUAAAGACUACUGUACUGAUGACUGAUAUAAAGGAUUUUAAUGAUAUCAACGAAGUCUACAAGCAAUUUUUCAAGUGCAACUUUCCAGCCCGAGCAGCUUAUCAGGUUGCGGCUCUUCCAAAGGGUGCCUGUGUGGAGAUUGAAGCUAUUGCCAUUUUGGGGCCUCUUCAAGAUGCCUCAGCAGCUAAAAUCUAGCAGUUCUGUGUUUUCUUUUGCCAUGGUCAUUCUCACUACCUGUAUGAUUUAGUUUUGCUAUUGAUUCUCUCAAAAUAAUGUUCAUUCCAGAUCUGUGAAUCUGACUGGGUUGAGGUUGAGAAACCCUGGAGUGUAGUUUGAAUGAAGGACAUUAUAAGAUUGAAUACUGCAAGCUGCUUAAAAGCAUAUUUUGAGAGAAAAAGCAAAUAGAACUGCUUCAGAUAAAAUUGACAUAGAUAAUUUCAGAGGGUAGAUUCUAUAAAAUUCUAUAAAAUUGACAUAGAUAAUUCCAGAGGGUAGAUUCUAUAAAAUUCAGGAGUGAACUUCUAGCUGUGCACUACAUGAAGCAGAAUUGUAUACUUUAAAACAGUGUUCCUCAGCCUUGGGGACUUUAAUAUGUCUGGACUUCAACUCCCAGAAUUCUGGGAGUUGAAGUCCAGACUUCUUAAAGGACCCAAGGCUGAGGAACGCUGCUUUAAAGCAUUAGAAGAAAAACCUAUGAAGUCUAAAUCAAAUUGUUGUAACACACAGCAAUCUUGAUAACAUCAGUUUUGGGUUCUUUUGAGAAAACUAGUCAUUGCGUUUGCCAGUUCACAUGUUGCCUGAUUACUAGAUAAGCUUAUGUUCAAAGCUGCUAUAAAUUUUGUAAGGAAAAACAUGAUGCGUUUUGUGUACUGUUUAUCCAGCUAAUUUUUCCUACGGCCACUUGGCUUUUGGGGGGGAAUGCUUAAUAAUAAAACAAUCACAUGAC